AUGCCAAAAGCUGACAGAAAAAAAAUUUACGAAAAUCUUUUUGAAGAGGGAGUUUUGAUUGCUGAAAAAAAUUUCACCCAAGCACUUCACCCAGACAUUAAAGUUAGAAAUCUUUAUGUUGUCAAAUCACUUAAAGGAUUGGCUUCACAAGGAUACGUUAAAGAACAAUUUGCAUGGAGACACUAUUACUUUUACUUGACAAAUGAAGGAGUCGUCUAUCUUCGUGAGUAUCUUGGACUUCUUCCAGGAGUCGUUCCAGCAACACACAAAGGUCGUGAAACUACAGCUACCUUCGAAGGAAGAACUGGACAAAGAGGAGCUGGACAAAGAAGAGAUAAUGAACGCAGUGCAUACCGUACUAAUCAAGACAAAGUUACUGAUGUUGGACCUGGAAAUGCUCCAGUUCAAGCUGUUCGUGGACCUCGCGGUGGUUUUGGACGUGGCCCAGUUGCUCCAAAGCAAGAUGAAUAA
Messenger RNA from Strongyloides ratti, 471 nucleotides. Its product is annotated as Ribosomal protein S10. The coding region runs from base 1 to 471 and encodes 156 amino acids. The transcript has 3 exons. Gene Ontology annotation, cellular component: cytosolic small ribosomal subunit. NCBI's taxonomy places the organism in Eukaryota, Metazoa, Nematoda, Chromadorea, Rhabditida, Strongyloididae. Gene Ontology annotation, molecular function: RNA binding; structural constituent of ribosome. The record is from RefSeq and is a predicted model, not a curated record.